GAGAAGCAGAGGAACAGGAGACCAGGGGGACGACGCCUGACCUGACCCCGCUGAUCAGCGUCACCGCCUCUUCUUCGGAGCCCAAGCCCUACAGCAACCGAGACAGCAGCGCACCGCAACCGCAGUUCGCCACGCAGCAGAGGGUGCCACCGCCGCCUCGGGGGUUCGCUGGCGCGGCAAUGCCGACGCAGGGGGAAGGAGGCCUCGCCGCGUCGGCCGCAGCGCAUGCGCGGGCGGAGGCGGCGGCGCGGGCGCGCGCGGCGGAGCAGAUGGCGUUCGAGGACGCGUGGAAGGCCACCAACCCGGACUUCACGACGCCCUUCGCCUCCGUCGAGGACGCCGUCAGCAGGCUGCUUCCCUACCACGUCUUCGCGGACUACGAGGAGGAGGAGGACUGUGUCGACGGCGGCGGCGCAACCGCGACGGAGAAGUCUAGCGCGCAGGAGUGGGAGGAGGUCAUAGACGCCAAGACGAAGGACUUGAUCGCACAUUUCGAGAAGCAAGUGCUGACCUUCAACAUCAUUAACCGGGAGCGCGCGGAGGGCAUCGCCCGCGGCGAGGAGCGGCUCAUGCUGGAGAUGGCUCUGUACGAUGACGAGCGCCGGCAGGCAGAGCGCGUGCGCGCUGCCAUCGUGCAGGAGCAUCGGGAGCAGCAAGAGGCCGCGCGCAAGCGCCUGGCGCUUGCGCAGGCUCAGGCUCAGGCUCAGGCCGCAGGUGCAUGGCCACUGGUGCAGCCCUCCGCCGCCUGGCAGGCGCUCGCGGCGGCUGCGGCCGCCAGCGGCCAGGGGGGCUCCGGCGAGCAGGCGCUGGUACAGGCCUUGGUGAUGCAGCAGCAGCAGGAGAUGAUGACGGCCGGCACAUGGCAGGCGCUCGCCGCGGCGGCGUCGCGCGGCGAUGGGGGGGCAAGCGGGCAGGCGCUAGUACAGGCCGUAAUGAUGCAGCACAUGCAGCAGCAGCAGAAACAGAAGAUGAUAGCGGCGGCGUCGCGCGGCGAGGCGGCGACCGGUGGGCAGGCGUUGACACCGGCCGUGGUAAUGCAGCAGCAGCAUCAGGAGGAGGAGAUGAUGGGGGACGGCGCGUGGCGGCUGCAGCAGCUGGGUAGGCGGCAGGCUUACGUGGCGCCGUGCGCUGAUGGCAGCUCGAGCAGGCAGGCCGCGGCUGCGCCGCACCAGCCGGCGCAGGAGCAGGCGAGCGGCUCGGCCACCGGAAUGAUGAUGCCAUCGCCGUGGCGGGGUAGCGCGGAGAGAAGGGAGCAGUAGUGUUGCUUGGGCUUUGAGAUUCGUGCGACU
Molecule: messenger RNA, 1289 nt
Organism: Phragmites australis (common reed)
Lineage: Eukaryota; Viridiplantae; Streptophyta; Magnoliopsida; Poales; Poaceae
Exons: 2
Coding region: 180-1259 (359 amino acids)
Biological process (GO): positive regulation of DNA-templated transcription
Cellular component (GO): SWI/SNF complex
Source: RefSeq, a predicted model, not a curated record